Molecule: messenger RNA, 1408 nt
Organism: Drosophila novamexicana
Lineage: Eukaryota; Metazoa; Arthropoda; Insecta; Diptera; Drosophilidae
Product: zinc finger protein 33A-like
Exons: 5
Coding region: 123-1403 (426 amino acids)
Biological process (GO): regulation of transcription by RNA polymerase II
Cellular component (GO): chromosome; nucleus
Molecular function (GO): zinc ion binding; chromatin insulator sequence binding
Source: RefSeq, a predicted model, not a curated record
AGUUAAAGUUGCUGCUCCUUUUAUCCUUAAUAGGCCACAAUAUCCUUUUCUGUUACAACUGUUAAUAUAUGUGCCAAGACAUAUAAACAAUUCCAAAAUAGGAUUACCAAUAACGUCUUAUAAUGUCAGUUGCAUUUAUAUGCAGGACGUGUGGCAAACAGAUUGACCGUCUCCAUGCCAAAAACCUUUUCGCAGAUAAGGGCGAUGAGAUUCUGAAGAAAAUACAAGCCUUAACUGGCAUUUGGUUUACAGAUGAGUUAGAUAUGCCGGGAAAGAUUUGCGCUUACUGCCUGUUAGACUUGGAACAUGCCAUAGCAUUCCGAGAGCGCUGUAUAAAAACUAAUACCAUGUUGAUGCGUCAAAAUUUGGAAAAGAAACAGACCUCCAAUAAAUCCAUUUGUCCAUUUGUCAAUGACAAUGAUCCACUAUCAAAUGAUAAAAGUGGACUUAUUGAGCUCGAGGAUGGUUGUGACGCAACAGGUUCCGCAUAUUCCCAAAGUUCCCCACAGAUGCCUCCCAGAAUUUCACGCGCCUCGAUUCCAAAAUCUGUGCCGGAUCUUCAGUAUAAAAUUACAUCACAUAUUCCAUCCCGGAGAUAUUUUUGCAGGCAAUGUGGUAUGUAUUUUGAUGAUAAAUCAAAUUUUAGCCGACACCGUCAAAGGCACUUGGAUGAGACAACAGACGAAGAAAAUAUGCUUCAGACCGCUUUCGACCUAGCUGAGACUGUUUUUGAUAAUGAACAGUCUACUUUGCCAAAUGUGCCUGCUACCCACAACUCUUACAGAGGAUUGCAGAGCUCCAGCCAGACGAAUGAAACAAUUAAACCAUCGAAAGCGAAAAAGACGAGAAAAAGUGAGAGCUCGCCAUCCAGCAGCGCGUCCCGUGCGCCUAACAAAAGGAUUCGAAGGUUGGGGAAUUAUUUUUGUGAUCAGUGCGGCAGGCAUUUUAAUGACAAAGCGAACCUAAAUCGACAUCUGCAACGGCACAUGGGAGUUAAAAAAUUUGAAUGCCCGGAAUGCGGACACAAAGAUUAUACGCAGCAUCUAAUUAAUUUGCAUCAACGUAUACAGCACCAGGGCGAAAAGCCGUAUGCCUGUAAAUAUUGUGGCGAACGUUUUGCGAACAGCAUGGCACGUUUACGACAUCAACGGAGCCACAUGGAGUACUUGGAAUCGAGUGCAGAGGUGCCAGCCUUUACUUGUAAGUUAUGUAACAAGUCUUUCAGAAAGAAAAGCAUCUUGGAUACUCACGCUGUCGUGCACACGGGGGAACAACCUUUCAGCUGCGAUAUAUGCAAUGUGUACUUUAAUCGGAAGUCAAGCUUACGUGCUCACUACCGCUCGAAGUUUCAUCAGACAAAUGCUACGCUAAAACUAGACAAGACUGGAGUUGAAUCGGAAUAAAUAAU